CCUCCCAGAAUCGUGGAAUUCACUGUUACGGUUUGUUUAAACGUGAUGUAAUCUGAAUAUCGGUGCUUCCACCCAUUGUCGGUCAAGGUUUGAAGGUGGUACAGGCACACACGAACGCUGCGGGACAGUUUCCCCCCCCCCCCAAAACAACAGCCAGGACUUCUCCUGCAGCGACAAUAAACUCGGGAUUGAUUAUUCUUCGACUAUCUGAGGCCUUUGGAGAGGUAUCAGCCAUGUCCCGAGAGAAGGAGGCUGUUGACCGAGCGAGGACUGCGUUCCUCACCGGGAGGUCACGACCUCUAGAGUUCAGAGUUCGUCAGCUGAAGGCACUGCAGCGGUUCAUCACUGAGCGAGAGAAAGAGAUCGCAGCUGCGCUUAAGAAAGACCUCAACAAGAGCCAGUUUGCUACCCCCCUGUACGAGCUGAUGGGCCUGGAGGCAGAGAUCGCUCUGACCCUGGAGAGGCUGGCGGAGUGGGCAGCCCCCCGGCCAGUGGAGAAGACCCUCCUCACGCUGUCCGACCAGGUCUACAUCCAGCCUGAGCCCCUGGGGGUGGUGCUGGUCAUCGGGGCCUGGAACUACCCCAUGGCCGUCACUAUCCAGCCCCUCAUCGGGGCCAUCGCCGCCGGCAAUGCAGCUGUGUUGAAGCCGUCGGAGGUGAGCACGCACACUGCAAAGAUGAUGGAGGAUCUGCUCCCUCUGUACCUUGACAAGGAGAUGUACCCAGUGGUGACCGGGGGAGUCCCAGAGACCCAGGAGCUCCUGAGGCAGCGCUUCGACCACAUCUUCUACACCGGGAACAGCACUGUGGGAAAGCUGGUGAUGGAGGCCGCCGCCCGCCACCUCACCCCCGUCACCCUGGAGCUGGGCGGGAAGAGUCCCUGCUACAUCGACAAGGCCUGCGACCUGUCUGUCGCCUGCCGCCGGAUCACCUGGGGAAAGUUUGUGAACUGUGGUCAGACCUGCAUCGCUCCUGACUACAUCUUGUGUGACCCCAGCAUACAGGACCGAGUGGUGGAGGAGAUCAAGAAAUCACUCAAGGAAUUCUACGGCGACGACCCCAAGACCUCACAAGAUUACGGACGCAUCAUCAACCAGCGCCAUUUCAAAAGAAUUCUGUCUCUGCUGGAGGGCUGCACUGUGGUGCUGGGCGGAGAGCACGAUGAGUCACAGUGCUACAUUGCCCCCACUGUCCUGAAGGAUGUGACGCCCCAGUCCAAAGUCAUGCAGGAGGAGAUCUUUGGGCCGGUCCUGCCCAUCCUGAGCGCGGGCAGCGUGGACGAGGCCAUCCGCUUCAUCAACGAGCGAGAGAAGCCACUGGCGCUGUACGUCUUCUCUUUGGACAACAAGCUGAUCAAGAAGGUGAUCGCCGAGACGUCCAGCGGAGGGGUGACGGCCAACGACUGUCUGCUGCACUACUCCGUCAGCGCUCUGCCGUUCGGGGGAGUGGGCAACAGCGGCAUGGGCUGCUACCACGGCAAGCACAGCUUCGACCAGCUGAGCCACCUCCGCGCCUGCCUGAUCAAGUCCCUGUCCAUGGAGGGCAUGAACAAACUGCGCUACCCGCCUCACUCUGCCGACAAGGUCCGCUGGGCUCGGAUCCUGAUCCUGAAACGGAUCAACCUGGGCUGGCUGGGCCGGCUUGGGCUCGUGGCUGUCCUGGCGGUUCUGGCGGCUUUUCUGGUCCAGAGGUUUGUACAGUGAGUCUGCUGUAGCGACAGAAGAGCACUGACCAUGAAUGUCAAGAGGGACCAUGCAGCAUGCAAGAGCUUUAAUCCAGCUUGCUAGGCUGUGCACCACCAGUGAGCUCCGGAGUCAGUGGUCUGUGUGGAGAAAAAACGAAAAGGGUUCUUAGCUUAGCUGUUUAAUCCUACUGAUUUCCUUCAAUGCAACCAAUAUGAACUGUUCGUAGAUUUCUGACGUGCAAUGCUUUCUGAAUUGCAACUUUUCUUUUUUAGUUUUUGAAAAAAAAAAAACAUUGUAUUUUCAUUACCUCAGAAUAAUGGAAGCAGUCGGAAAGGCUGAACAGAGACUGAUGUUCCACCAAUGUGUCGAUCACUUCCUGCAACACCUGGCUCCAAAAAAGAACAUGGACUGUAACUGUGCUAUUCAGUUUUCAUGCCAGAAUCAACUGUUCGGUGUUAUCUCAACAUUACAUACACCACUGUAAAAAGAGAAGGUUCUGUGAGCAAGACCUUACAAAUUCCAUGUUAAACAUGGUUUGUUAUUCUUAAGUGCAAAACUUUGUGUUGGUGUAAAAAUGGACGCUGAAGCCCAUUAGUGAAAUUAAGUUGCUGCAAAAAAUCCGUUAGCAUUUAAUAUUUUGCUCUAAUAUUGCAUUUUAACUCUUUUUAGAUUACCAUUAGGUCUUCCCUGGAGUUAUGUGUUAGGGACCAUUGUGAAGGAUCAUAUUAAUAUAGUGAGCAUGGACUCAAUGCCAAAGUUGACUCAAUGCCUCUGUGUGUGUUUGGAGGCUGAUGUUGAAGACCUGCAGCUGCUGUAUGUGACAUGGAAACGGACUGAAAUCUCAGCGGCGAGUCCAUUCACAAACUGCAACAAUUGUGCUGCUUUUUAAAUUCCACUAUGGGUAGCGGAAGGAAGUUGUUAGAGUGUGUCUCAUGACUACAUCUUUGUCCAUUUCACUUUAUUUCUGUGGGCCUGAGGCAAGUUCUAAUCCUUGCCCGGUUAGUUUCCAAGAAGUUUACACGGGGUGACACAAGUACUUUCUGUGUAAACCAAGAAAGAAAGUUAGUUGACCCAGAUAUAUCCCACUGCUCAUUUCUGAUACUGAACAUUUCCUAAAUUUUGCAAGCAUGUUUAUCGACCUAAUAAUCAACACUAAUGUUUGCACUACAGACUUUUGGAAUGCCCCUUUGCUCUUAGUUGUAGUUUUCGCUACAGUAGUGGUAGAUAGUGUAGUUUUUAGGAGAUUUUUUUAGUAGUUUAGUAGAUAGUGUAGAUAAUGUAGUUUGAGAUAGUGUGCAAAUCUAUCACGUGAUACAGAUUUUGCCGCUAGUGAUGGAAAGUUGUUUAGUGCUCUAGUGCAAUGCAUGUGCCUUUACUUGUGAAAUUGGGAUUUCUGAUCCACUCAGUAUUAUAGCUGGACCGUGUAGGCUUUCCAUCUGUUAAAUAAUUUGUCAAACUUGCUUUCAGAAUUGCAUUGACAUGAGUGCGAUUGAAAGGCAACCCAGAAACAAAGAAAUUACUUGCAAUUAGAAUAUUUGUGAUGUAAGAAAUAUUUAAUUUAAUGUGCAUUUUUUUCUCUCUGAAAGCUUUCAAAACUGUUUUAUUUUUAUCCUUUGGACAAUGACACAAUAUUAGCUACUGAAUUCAGAAUGUAUGUUCUCAAAUUGAUCUCAGCAGGGUUGACUGAAUGCAUCUUUAUUUCAAAGUGGCUGAAUAUAACUACAUUUCACAGCUUUCAGCACUUUAUUAAUGUUAGUUGUUUUAAUUCAGCAUAAAUAAGACUACUGUUAUCAUGUUUCAUUUUAAUGGGAUAAUACUGUUAGCUUAUUUCAUAAUAACUAACCUUUAUAAUAUGAAUAACAUUGUUAAAAUAUUACUCACAUUAUCUUUAAUGAUAAAUAUUAAAUCCAUACAUUAUCUCAUUACCACAAACUGAACUACAGACAGUUGAAUGUUUUGCUAAUUAUGUAAGUGUUUAAUUGUUUUUUGUCCGCUGUAAAUGAAGGAAUUGUUUUAUGCUUUACUGGAGACGCAAGCUUAAGUCUCCACAAACAGUAAGUGUAUGAACUCAGUACUGAAACGUUUUACUUUCCUGUAAUGAAGUUAAAAUUUUAUUGAAAUAAAAGUAAUACAACCA
Molecule: messenger RNA, 3822 nt
Organism: Lepisosteus oculatus (spotted gar)
Lineage: Eukaryota; Metazoa; Chordata; Actinopteri; Semionotiformes; Lepisosteidae
Product: aldehyde dehydrogenase family 3 member A2-like
Biological process (GO): aldehyde metabolic process
Cellular component (GO): cytoplasm
Molecular function (GO): aldehyde dehydrogenase (NAD+) activity; 3-chloroallyl aldehyde dehydrogenase activity
Source: RefSeq, a predicted model, not a curated record